CUUGAAAGCUGUCAUCUUAUCGACUAGAUAUUUAGGGUUGAAAUGGGUUUUAAUUUUAUUCCAAUUUUUCUUUCUCAUAUUUUCUUUAGGAUAUUUUUUUAAUGCAAUAAAAAUUUUCUGUGUCAUAGCUUUUUGCUGUGCUUUUUAUCUAUGUAUAUGGUCCCUUUGUUCUAAAUAGCCGCCAACCGAUUAAAAACAAUAAAUGUCUAUAGAGUCUGUUUUCGCUUGUACAAUACAUUUGUCAUACAAAAUGGCAGGAAAGAUGAAAGGUUUGCAGAAAAUAAGUGAAAAGAAAAUGUGAUUUCUUUUGCUAACAGUGUAGUGUGGAUGGAAUGUGAAUUAGACGCGGAAAUGUGGACAUAGCAUAUAAAAUGGGUUCUCAGACUUUAGAGAUAUUACGCCAAGGUGUUUGGGCUUCGUUGACAGGAGGAUGGUUUUAUGAUCCCCAUCAGAAUUUGUUUUGCAACACAGUCCACUUGUAUGUGUGGCUAUUCCUGCUAUGUCUACCGUUCUCGGUAUACUUGUACUUCCCACCGGCAAGUUCGGGUUGGAUUGUGUACUGUGUUCUUGUAGCAUUGCUCUUCACAAUACUCAAGAUACUGAACCACAGUCUUCAUCACAUGUAUGAUACAAGUGAGUGUAUUAUCAUACAACCCACUGGAGAAGCGGGAGCCUCUAACAAUAAUACUGUACCCGAAGAAGGCAUGGAGAUGCAAAUGCUCCGACUGGGCGGAGUAGUGGUGCAAGGUAGUGACAACGAGUCUAUAACAUCUUUAGAAUACCACAAACCUAAUAACAGUACCAUUGAUCUAAAAGUAGAUGUACAUCGAAAAAAUAGUUCAGAAUCUAGUAUAGAGGAUAGUGCUAUGUCUACUAAACAAUCAGAAACAGUGGCCACAACAAAAUCGGACCUGUGUGUAGCUACAGAAAUGCCUACAUUUGUAGAUAUGCCUGCAGGCCCAGCCAAAACCCGUCCACCUAAUAGAACAAGAUCCAAAUCGGGUCACAAACGUGACCACCGAACUUCUAAAACUAGAAGAACGCAUGGUAGCAGAAUCAACGAAUUAAUCGUUGAAGAAGCUUCCAGAAACAUAAGAGUAGAUAGUAAUUUACCUGUACACAUGUUAGUAGAUGAAGGACCCUUUGCUAAAGUAAGCAGGGGCUAUCAUGAAUAUCCUCAUAGACGGGGAUCAAGCAAUAGAGCGUCUUGUAAAGAGUGGUUAUAUUUGGACGGUAAUGAUGCGAUAGGAGAACAUUACCAGUCAAAGUUCGCUAGUCCGCUAGCUUUCGAAUCGAGGGAUAAUUCGGAGCCAAGUGUGGGCCCACCAUCGCCUAAGAAACGACCAGCGCAUAGAAGGCGAUAUACUAAUUAUCCUGAUGAAAGCUGUACUAAAUCUGCUAUGGCAUUAGCUACGGCACAAUCAUCCAAUAUGAGAAGGAAUUCUAAUUCCACUAUGUCAACCAUACAGUUACCUCUUUUGAAUUCUACUGCGCAACUUGUUUCACAUAUGAGAAGGCAUUCAAAUAAUACUGAUACAGGUUUCUUUGCUAGUGUUGAAUUAGGAGAAUACAUGAUGGUGAAAGCUGAAGCUCCUAGUGGCGACGCAGACAAAAAUAAAGGUAAAAGUCCCGGAGUGAGGCGAAUAAAAAGUGCUGCUCUAGAAAUAGGAUGCCCACCGCCUAGUGUAUCAAACUUAUCUCCACAUCCAAAUAGUGCAGAAACUAUUGGUGGACAAAUGUUAAAAAAUCCAAAAAGUGCCGUGAUACCACCUCCUAGUAAAAGUUUGACUCGUGGCCCCCAUUUGAAUCUGUAUCCCAAAAACGAAUCUGGUGAAGGGUGUAGUUAUCCUUAUCUGACUUAUGGUUCAGAAAUAGUGUAUCCUAUAGCUGAAAUAUCAGAUGAAAUGCAAACUUCACAAAAAGAGACUGAUUUGGACUCCAGUGGUGAAAGUUAUAGUGAUUAUGAAGAUGAGAAACAAUUUCGAGGAUUUGAUUGGGAUGCAGAACAAUCGCCAGCCAAUCGUUCUAGUGAUUCUGAUUACGAAAACAAUGGUUCUAGAUCACCACUACUAGAUCGAACUGCAGAAAUCAGAAUAGUCCGUACGAAAGUUCAAAGUGAUUGUAAAAAAUAUUGUUGUGAAAGACACUCAGGACCUAAACAUCAAUCUGAUUGUCCAAAUGACAAAUCUAAAUCAGUAAGACUGAAGAAAUUAGCUAAAAACGAAUCACAAUAUGGAAAUAAACGUUCAGAACAGCAAACCAGUUCUUGUGAAUGUAAAUUUAAUCCAAACGGUGAUUAUUUCGAUAAAGCCAGUGCAAGUUCCAAAGACUUACUAAUAGAGAAAUCUAGUUUAGAAUCUAACGAAAAUCCUGAGCAACCGGAUAAACAAAUCAAUGAUAAAAAACUUGUAGAAAAGAAACUUUGGGACCACGAUAUAUCUAAUUCUAGCAGUAGUAGUGAUACCAAUCUAGAGAAACCGUCAGAAGACAAUAACAACAUUAAAUAUAAUGCUGCAGAGACGGAAGAAUCGCAGUUAACAUGCGAUAGCAAAAGCGCAGACGAAAAAAGUAUAUAUAGUUUAGACUGGCUAUUUGAGGAAUCACCACAACCUAAAUUAACUAGUUGUAAAGAUACGUCUGCUUCAUCUUCGUUAGUUCCUGAAGACAUAGUUAGUCAAAAAAUAUCCAAUGCCUUAGGUGAAUCAUCUUCCAACAUUCCAAAAAACUUGGGAGCUAUACCAAAGCAGAUAAAAAACUUAGCGCGUUCACGAGCUUCAUCUCAGAAGGAGAACAAGAAGAAAGAUUCUAAAAAAGAAAAGGAUGAAAAUCAAACUGAUGAUCGCAUGUAUAUGGAUGCUCAGGCUGCUUUGGUACAAGGUUUGGAAUGUUUAUUUGCUGCAACGAACGCUAAUACUGUUGUAAUGCCACCUCCAAAUAGAGAAGAAAGGCCACGGAGUCACAGACAGAGCAUAAGAGGUGAAAGGGAAAACUCUCACAAAACAAGAAAGCGCUCUAUUGAAGAAGUGGCACAAACAUCUACAAACACCUUACUUCCAACAUCAAUGCCGUUAUUGGCGGCAUUUAUUAGUUCACGAAUGGAUAUGAUGCCGUGUUCUGCCCCUGACAAUCCUCCUUCCGAAACAACACAGCAACCUGAAGAGACACAGAGACAAAGACCUUUGAUGGAUAGGAAUCAUAGGAAUCGAGUUCGUAAAAUUAAACGAUCAACUCGUCAACGAAAUAAUCCGUCACAAAACAAUUCAGAUAAAAAAGAUAAACCUGCAAUCGCAGAUAACUCAAGUAGUACUAACAAUGUCCAUUUUGCAACAUCAUUUGACGACACAAGUGAUGGAGCUAUUCAUUGUUUUAUGGAUGAAUACGGUAAUUGGAUGUCAUACACUUUUGAUAAGAACAGUUCUGGCAGAGCACAGGCUCAUCCAAUUCCAUUGCCAGAAAAAGAAGAUAAUGUAAGAUUAAAACAUGUUAAAUCAGUUGAGAAUCCUGACAAUUCUCAAGAAACCGCUGGUGAAGGUAGCUGUGGAUCUCUUGAAUCUGAAGCAGGAAAUAGUGAAAGUGUAUCGAAAACGAAACGCGGUGACAGCAUAGAUCAAAGUUCAUCUAACCAAGGUAGCAAUAAUCCAUUAUUGUCAAGUAAUAAUAAUGUGUCUACAGUUGUUCCUAUAAAUACUAACAACGCUAAUAAACGUUUCUAUGUGUUUGAUGGAGGAACUGGUACACAUACAGACCAACCGAGAUCACCAGUUGCAUAUGUCACAGACAGCUUAUUAGAACAAAUUGAAGCAGAAAGACAGUCGCGUAUGGGUCUCCCAAGUAUGCAUAUAAAUUUUUUGAUGAGCCAACAAAGAGCACAGCAACAAGCCCAACAACAGGCUGAAAGUGUAUCAAAUAAUAUAUCAAGCCUAAUGCCUUCUAUAGGAGAAGAGAGCGUGGAGAUAAACAUAAGAAGUAAAUUCUCGAAACUUAUGGAUGAAAUAGAAAAAGCGAAUCAACCAAAACCAAAGAGCUAUUACAAAUUCAAACUUUUAAAGUGUUUUGAAAUAAAAGUUACCAUGGAUAGGCUAAAAUUGAUGGCAUUAUUUGACCGGAAUUUAACAUUCAAAGAAACAUUUAUAACAAUAUUUUUAGCGAUUUCUGUUGCUGUGCUCGGUUCACUUGUUUUAAAUGUAGGUUUCUACAGGGACAUCUAUGCAUUUUGGUUCUGUUUUAUAAUGGCAGGCAGUCAAUAUUCCCUUCUUAAAAGUGUUCAACCAGAUUCGGCGUCACCAGUACAUGGUUUUAAUAAAAUGGUUGUGUUUUCCAGACCAGUCUAUUUCUGUUUAUGUACUGCUAUUUUAUAUGCAGUUCAUAGUUACCUCGAACAAAGUCCUGUAGUAAGCAAUACAGAUACAAGAGUAAAAAGAAGUUUGGACGAAAUCAAGCCAUUUACAAUAUAUGGAUUUGAAAUGAAAGAACGAGAAUUUUUACUUAUAGUCCAAGAAGGAUUGUCCAAGUUUCUGUUAUUUUUUCCAUUGGCUUUUAGUUUAGGUCUUUUUCCACAAGUCAAUACCUUUUUAAUGUAUCUGUUGGAACAAAUAGACAUGCAUAUUUUCGGUGGUAAUGCCACCAGUAGUUUGAGUGCUGCUGUGUAUUGUGUAGCUCGAUCGUUAGCUGCUAUCGGAGUGUUGUACGGAUUCGCAUAUAGCGGUUUAGUUGAAGGCAAGAAAUCUCAGCAUCAAAAACACAACAUAUUAUUUUCAAUUUUUUGUGGCCUUCUUGUACCGAUAGCAUAUCAUUUGAGUCGAAGCGCCAGCGAUUAUACUCUUAUAUGGAACUUGAUAAAAAAACAUCUGUUGCCACCUGAACUAUAUGUGAUCCAUAAUCCGGAAUGUUCACCGGAAAUUAAUAAAGAAGAACCUAAUACAUUAUCUGACGAUAAGAAAAAUAAUUCUGAGAGUAAUAUAUCAAAGCAAAAUUCGAUCGGAAGUUCUGCAUCUAAAAUAAAUUUUAGUUCGGAAACGAACAUUGCUCGAACACAAAAGCGAUCUCAAACUUCUAGUGUUAGUUCCCUUAAAAUGGAUCCUCGAGCAGGUGAUACCAUGAACUCAACAACUUCCCUCAAAGCCGAUCCUUCAACAGAGACGGAAGACAAGAGUCGUGAUACAAAUUUAAAUAAUUCAACUAGUAAACAAGAGCAAGCUACAGAAAAUUCCGAGGAGGAUAUGGAAGAUCCUUUACCAGGGAAAUUACAGGCAACGGUGAACGCGCGUCUCAAGAAUGAUCUCAUUGUGUGCACUUUUCUUGGGCUGUUCGUGUUCGGUCUACAUUGUACCACAGUUUUUACGACUCUUCGACCACAGCUUAAUACGGUCCUAUGGAUAAUCGCGGGUAUACUAGGAUGGGUGCUCCAUUACCUGAUACCCCAACUCCGUAAGCAACAGCCCUGGCUCUGCCUCGCGGGGCCAGUAUUACGACAACACGAACACGCACAAUUUGAAGUCACUGAACCCGCACGUCUCAUGUGCUUUGAAAAGAUAUUCGUGUACCUGUGCUUCCUGGAGCGCAACGUGCUGUACCCGGCGGUGGUGGUGGCGGCCACCACGCAGGCGGCGCCGCCCGUGGCCGCCAAGUACGGCGACGCGCUCGGCGCGCUGCUACUCUGCGUCUGCGCACUCAAAUGUCUCAGGAACGCGUAUUCAGAACCAGAUACUCAGUACUUGAUCCUGGUGUUUGCAAUUUUACUUUUUCAACGGGAUUUAAGUAGUCGCAACAUGUCGGAAACAUUCCUUGUCGACUACUUCGUAACUGCCAUCAUCUUUAACAAAGUUUAUGAGUUUUUGCUUAAGAUCCAAUUCGUAGUGACUUACAUCGCACCGUGGCAGAUCACGUGGGGCAGCGCGUUCCAUGCGUUUGCGCAACCGUUCUCCGUGCCACACUCUGCCAUGCUGUUCCUGCAGGCCGCGCUCUCUGCAUUGCUUUCCUCCCCCCUCACACCUGCACUAGGUAGCGCGAUAUUCAUGACAUCGUACGUGCGGCCGGUCAAGUUUUGGGAGCGGGACUACAAUACGAAACGAGUGGACCAGAGCAACACGAGGCUGUCGUCGCAGCUCGAACGCAACCUCGGCGCCGAUGACAACAACCUGAACUCGAUAUUCUAUGAACAUUUAACACGUUCGUUACAACAUUAUCUGUGUGGGGAUCUGAUGCUCGGCCGUUGGGGUCAAGUUCAACAAGGCGAUUGUUUCGUUUUAGCAUCAGAUUACCUGAACUGCCUAGUGCAUAUAGUGGAGAUGGGCAACGGGCUAGUGUCGUUCCAACUUCGUGGUCUCGAGUUUAGAGGCACAUACUGUCAGCAACGCGAGGUAGAAGCCAUAUCUGAAGGUCCAGAAGAAAGUAGCGAGGGCGUAUGCGCGGGCGCAUGGUGGUGCGGUGGAUGCGGCGGCUGCGGCGGCUGCGCGGGCUGCGGCGGCUGCGGCGGCUGCGGCGCGUGCGGCGGCCGCGUGCUGGCGCCCGGCGCCGCCUGGGCGCUGCGCUGGCUGGCCUGGCAGCUGGCCAGCGCGCGCUACGUGCUCGAGGGCUACUCCGUCAGCGACAACAGCGCCGUCUCCAUGCUGCAGGUCUUCGAGUUCAGGAAGGUGUUGCUCACCUACUAUGUCAAGAGUAUAAUUUACUACACAAUACAGUCAAACAAACUUGAAGAAUGGCUGGCGUCCCCUGUCCUAGUCGAAGCUCUGAAACCAAUGAACGAGAGAUCCUUUGUAGACUUGGAUCCCAUAUUCAACGUCAAUCUGGAUGAAGACUACGACUUCAGAGCAUCUGGUAUUACUAGGAGCCGGUUCUGCGCCGUGUACCAGGAGUGGGUGGUGCACUGCGCGAUGCGGCGCGGCGCGGGCUGGCGGCGGCGCGCCGGCAAGGAGCCCGCGCUGGUGACGCUGUGCUUCGCGCUCAGCCUGCUCGGCCGCCGCGCGCUCGCCGCCGCCCAGCACCUCUCCACCUCCAGCGUGGAAUUCUUUCUAUACGGGCUACACUCGCUGUUCAAAGGCGACUUUCGCAUCACGUGCGCUCGAGACGAAUGGGUGUUCACGGACAUGUCGCUGUUACACUCUGUAUUGGCGCCUGCAAUACGGAUGGCGCUCAAACUACAUCAGGACCACUUCAUGUUCCCCGAGGAGUACUGCGACAGCGGAGCGCUGUAUGAGGCGAUCUCGUCGCACGCCGAGCGGCUGGUCAUCUGCCACGAGGCGGCGCCCGCCUGGCGCUACAACGUGCUGCGCGGGGCGCCGCACCUGCUCGCGCUCAGACACGUUAUGGACGAAGGAAACGACGACUACAAGAUAAUAAUGUUAAAUAAACGCCACCUGGGAUUCCGUGUAAUCAAAUUGAACCGCGAGUGCGUCCGCGGCCUGUGGGCAGGUCAACAACAAGAACUCAUCUAUCUAAGGAAUAGGAAUCCGGAGCGUGGAUCCAUACAAAACGCUAAACAGGCGUUGCGCAACAUAAUCAACUCGUCGUGCGACCAGCCGAUCGGCUAUCCGAUCUACGUGUCGCCGCUGACGACAUCGUACGCGGACACGUCGCCGCAGCUGACGGCGCUGCUAGGCCGCCCGCUCACCGCCGCCGUGCUGCGCCACCGCCUCGUGGCACUGUGGAGACGAAUUCGACGGCGGUGCGGCGAAGGCUGCUCCAGCGGCGGCGGCGCCUGCGAGGUUGGCGCGGCCGAGGCGGGCGCUGCGGGCGGUGGCGGCGCGGGGGCGGGGGGAGGGGGAGGGGCAGGCGGCGGCGGGGCGGGGGGACGGGCCGCCACCACGCCGCGCCACAACGCGCUGCAUCUCUCGCGGACAUCGCUCGCUGGAACACGUGGCAGUUUAGCGAGUGCGGGUAAACCCACGUCUUCAACACUAGCAUCAUCUCUAGCAGGAUUGCUAAGAGAACACUCACACGAAAGGACGCAGGAUGAAGCUGCAUACGGCAGUACUCAAGAGAAUAGCUCCCCACGGAGACGUAGUGAAGAACGCAGCGGCGGCGGCAGCGGCGGCGGGGGCGGGGCGCGGCGGGAGCGGAACAUGCGCGCGCGCACCGCCGGCAAGGAGGCCGGCCGACAGGCGAGCAGUCGCCGCGCAGAAAGGCGAGGGCGUGGCGCAGUGUCGGCGGGGUCAGGGCCGGCGGCGGGGGCCGGGGCAGGGCCAGGGCCGGGCCCGGGGCCGACGGCGGCAUCGUCGCUACGGGCGCGGCCUGGCACCUGUUGCGGCGCGCGCCCCGCUGAUCUACCGCAGGGGUCUUUGGAUAGCGGAUGGGAAGCCUGGAGAGACCAACCGAGACGAGCUGUUAGUGCAAAGGCGUGCACACAACGCGCGGCGAGCGCCGACUCGUCGCUAGAGGACUUGACGCUGGAGCCGGGCGCGCUCGGACUUGAUCUAUCGCUGCCCGAUUGCAAAAUCAUCGCCAACAGGAACGCCAGGCAAGAAAGAGACUUUAAAAGGUAUUUCUUAAACGAAAUCACAUCGAAGGACUUGUCGAAACUGAGCAAAGAGAUUCGCCACGAGCGAGAGAGCUACCGCGACCUGACCGGUCGGUACACCGAGAAACCUGAAGCGAUACCACUGAAGGAAACACACUACUCCGACUUGUCGAAUAAAGAGUCGAUCCUCAAGAAGGAAUCUAAAAAAGAUUCUAAAAGCAAAGAGAUAAAAACCAAAAUCAAACGGUCCGAUUCGGGACGUAGUGAAUUGAAAAUAAAUGUUAGUGUGGGCAGUAAAGUGUUGAUAAUCGAGCCUUUGGGGGUGUACGACUGUAUUAAUUUGGGAAGGAGGAUCGAUGUUCAGUGGCCGUCUGAGUAUCAGCGGGAAAGGGGCGGCAGGAACUUCUGGGGCAGCUGGGUGCCACUCGCCGGAAUGGACGGAUUGGUUGUGCACAAGUGGACCCCAAACCACAGAGACCCGAAACUCCGGUCACACGUCGACAAAAGCAUUCUCCUCAUCCAAAUAGACGAUAAGUUCGUUCCCAUCGCGGAGAACUGCGUUCAGGACUUAGGCGACGAAGUCUAAACUCGAAGGCGAUCGGUUGUAAUUCACUCGUCGAAUUUAUAUCUUUAAGUUAAUCUUUGAGUAUUGGUAUGAAAUGAUUCAAAUUGAAUUGAAAUUUAUCUUAUUAGUUAUAAGGUCUCAUAUAUGUAAAAUAUUGUUGAACACACAAGCACAUAACAUUUUCAUAUUAUGAAGAGAAUAGAUGUUUUUGUACAAAUAGAAAAUGGCAACGUCAACUUUAUGAGAUUGUGAAUUUUUUUACAUUUUGUUUUCAAGUUUGUAUGGUAGACGUUCCUCUUACAAAUUUUCCCGAUGGUCUCUAAUAUGGUUUCGUCACAAAUUAUGUAACGUUAUUAAUUAGAUAUGACAAUUCUAUCUUAUUGAUAUCGAUCAAUAAAUAAACUCAUCAUAAAUUUUAACCGACUACAAAAAGUAUCCAAUUUUUGGGUUAAAUUUGACAGUAUUUUUUUUUGUAUUUAUUUUAUGCGAUACCUUGGAUAAUCAUAACUUUUUUGUAUCAACCAAUUGGUAUUAAAUACAUGGUGUUAAAAACAUGGUGUUAAUUGCGAACCGAUAUUGACGAUUAUUUCUUAUUAGAAAAUUAUCUUGAAUCGAAAUCGCAAAACGAUUUAUUAAAAUACAUAUCAUUCUGUCUCAUGCUUUGUAUUUCGUUUCACCCUCAAUUAUAUUUGAGAGAGUGAUCAAAAUUAAUACAUUUUUAUUUCAUAUCAUCUUCCCACAUUUGCUUCCUAGAAAAUAUACAAAUACGGAACACUUUCAAAGUGUAAAUGUAAUUCCUUACCAAAAUAUUGUUAAUAUUUAGGUUGCAUGAUAAAUAUUCCAUUUUGUACAUAUAAAAUAAAAAUGCUUUGUUGUGUGUGAGUAGAUUUUAUUAAACGUUAGCUUUACUCGUGUAAAUAUACUUUGUAUAUAUUGUGAAAAUAUGUAAACAUUUUGUAUAUUCAUCUCUUAAUGUAACAAAACGCGUAUACUUUAUUAGGUGACGUAAGCGAGUAUUAUGCCUUUUUUAUUUUUGUUAAUUUUUUAUUUUCUAAAUUUCGAUAUAGGUAAAAAUUUCUCCCAAAAAUAUCGUAGUCUUUCUUUGAGACCAAAUAAAUCAUUGAUUUAUAUUUAUAUAUAAUGUAUGGUUUGACCACGUGAUCGUUGUAUUGAUUAAUGAGUCAUUUUAUAAUUUAAUAAAAUCCUUUUGACAAUAUUAUUACUGAUGAGCACACUACAAUUUUUAAUAUUAACUACAGAGUAUAAAAAAUAAAAAAAAAUAGUAUAGAUAAAAUAAGGAAGAUUUACAAUGUUAAUUCAACAUUUGGUUAUGGCAACGUAGUUGUCUAUGCUAGUAAAAUAUGAAUUAGUUAUAACGUUAGAGUAAAAAAAAAUUUCAAAGAUAUCGGUAAUGUAGCAGCAGUAUGUGCGGCUUUUUUUUUUUAAUUAAAAUUAAACAGUAUAACGAACAUGUGAUCAAAUUAUUUAUUUAUUUAAAACUGUUAUUUGUUAUGUGUAUAUAUAAAUGUGAUGCAGUUUUCUAUCUAUGCAAUGUUUAAAGUCGAAAAUUAUGGAAAUAUAUAGCACGUUGAGUUUUGUGAAUUUACGGGGAUAAAUUAUUGAUGUUAUUGAUAUUUGAUUAAUGAGUAUUUAGGCAACAUUUUAUGUAGAAACACGCGUUAAGGUCGGCAUCAGCGGUUAAACUAACUUAAGAAAAUGAUUAUUUGUAAAAUAAACAAGUACCUAAUGGUAAUUUGAAGAAAUUAGCACAAUAAAAGUAUGGUUUGAUUUCAAUUUAAUUAUAUUUAUACAUCAUACAGUGAAGCGAGUAAUAUUUUUUACUUGUUUCUUAAGUUAGUUUAACUGAUCGGUAAUAUGUUAGUACCACUAUGUAUGUAUGUGUAUUUAUUUAUACAUAGACAAAUGCUUCUGACUACCCCGUCGAAGAUUACAGCUGGCAGCACUUUUUUUUACAUAAUAGAAUAGAAACAAUCUUUAUUCAAAUAGAUUUAUUUACAAGCUCUUAAAUCGUCGAUUUUUUAUAAUUGUACUGCUGGCUUUCGAAUGUUGUCAUUAAAAAGUUAAUUUUUAUAAAUAUUUGUUAAAAUUUUGUGUAUUAUUUAUUUAAAUGUGUAAAAUAACAUGGUAAUUUAAAAAUCCAUACAUUUUUUUAUUCAUGUUUCUAUGUAUAAACUUUUUUGUUAGCACUCAUAAUAGAUUGUCUGUCACUUUGAAAACAUUAUUUUUUCAUACAGUAUGUCCGAAUGUACAUGCACACACACAGUGGUACAAUUUACCUUGUGAUCCGACUUGUAAACGCUUGAAAAUUAUAUACUGUCAUUGUCGUAUACUAUUUGUUCUCCCCUAUAAUGUUGACAUAUUUAUAAUUACAUACUAUAUAAAUUGCAUUGAUUCACGUUUUACUCUAUAGUAAUUUAACUGUCAUACACCAUCUGUUAAUAAGGUAAUUUAUGUGUCUGUUUGGCUAAACAAACCAAUAUUUUGUCCGCGACUUCGUCCUUCUGACCAGGAUAAAAAGUAGCUUAUCGAGAAGGCUCCAUCGUGUAUACUAAUGUUAAUGUCAAAUUCAUGACGAUUACUUUCUUCCCCCCACCCCCCGGUCCCGACCCAAAACAAGUGUCAAACAAUAUCUACUAACAAACAAUAGAUUCCUUUCAGUUUGCGGUCUCAUAAGAAAGAACAAAUCAACGCAUAAAGCCAUCUCAUUCUAACUCGAGGGCAGUAUAGCGGUAGCUAUUCCAUCCCAUGAGAUAGAUAUAUGUAACGAAAAAUACACUAUGUUUACUCGGCGCGGAGAAAAUAAGGUCACUGACGUAUAUGCUUAGUAUCAAUAUUUUCCAUAUAACUACGCCGUAAUAAACAUGUUUAAAUAUUUUCUUCGUUUACGUCGUACAGUUUAAAAAAAAAUGUGGAUUUGCCAUUUUAAUAAUAGAAUGAUUCAAAUAAAAUAACAUAAAAAUGUUAUUUUUUUUUUAUUGCUUUUACAAUAAACAUUUAUAUAAUUAACAAUUCAGCGAAUCCAAUCAACGGUACAAUUCGCAAAUUUCUGGAAAAAUGAUCCUAUUUUUUAAAUAUUUCUUAAAAAUAUACCAUAAUUUAUAUCAGUUCCCCUUUAACUUUUGUCUAUAUUUUGAUCUGUAUUUUAUGCUACUGUAUUUUAUUAGAAUUUUCUAAUUGCCAUUAAAUUAAUUGGUGCAAUAAAGUGUUAAAUAAAUAAUUAUGCAAUACAAUUAACAUCAAAUCCCACUGAUGGAGCUACACUUGAUAAGCUACUUAUAAACGAUAGUAGUUUACGGGUUGUGAAAGUCCGUAGGUGUACGUCGAUGUUGCUGGCCGUACUGUCUGUAUUGACAGAUGGUGUACUUACCGGUGACUAUUGCACACGUUACGACACGACCGUGUCUUUAGUGCCCUCCGUUCGCAUUUACCUCUGCUGUAAUGCAUCACCAACCAUUUUGUAUCAUUCACUUCAUCCAACCAUCAUUGGUUUCGAAAUAGCAUUAUAUUUUGAUUUUUAAUGUUUUAAUAUACGAUCUAAACAUUUGUUUAAUUGAUUGGUAAAUGCGGAUGGAUCACAUAAAAUGAGUAUGUAUUCUCAAGUUGCCUUAAUAUAUUUUAGACUGAUUUUUUAUAAUCGUGAGCGUGUCUAAGCCGAUAUUACAAUAAUAAAUAAUUGUUAAGGUAUAUAUUUGAGCUCUUGAAUUAAAUUAUUUCAACUAUAAAAACAUCGCAGUGUACUUACACUCCAUUUAAGGCGGUUUUUCACAUAACAUUUUGUGUCAUUAGAUUGUUAAUGUGCAUUUCUUAUAGAUAGGGAGCCGUUUUAUUGUCACAAAUAAUAUACCAGUAAUCAUUGCAAAUUCAUAAUUAUGUUGUAUAUCCAGAUAUUUGGUCUCUUUGAGCAAAACGAUCUAUCCGAACAUUACGGAGUAAUAAACGUAGAAUGUAAACUGUAGGAAGGCACAAUCCGUCCACAAAAAUGUGCGUAACAUACAAACUACAUUGAUUACACUUGAAUAAUAAUACUUGUUUUGUCUCUCCUAAUCACAAAAUUUACUGAUUUUUAUUAUAUGCAGGUACAGCAUAAUUUUGAAAGCGUUUGUGUAUAAUGUCAGGUUCAUAAAGUUCGAGUGAAAACCGCCGUUAGAACUGUUAAAUCGUGUUACAUGACGAAUAUCAAAAUACCUAUAUCCGGGAAUAAAUCGGUACGUGAUAA
Molecule: messenger RNA, 13257 nt
Organism: Galleria mellonella (greater wax moth)
Lineage: Eukaryota; Metazoa; Arthropoda; Insecta; Lepidoptera; Pyralidae
Gene: pcx
Product: pecanex-like protein 1
Exons: 26
Coding region: 372-9041 (2889 amino acids)
Biological process (GO): endoplasmic reticulum organization
Cellular component (GO): membrane; endoplasmic reticulum
Source: RefSeq, a predicted model, not a curated record